This is a messenger RNA of Pocillopora damicornis (cauliflower coral), 2500 nucleotides long. RefSeq lists its product as uncharacterized. The record is from RefSeq and is a predicted model, not a curated record. Lineage: Eukaryota; Metazoa; Cnidaria; Anthozoa; Scleractinia; Pocilloporidae. Gene Ontology annotation, molecular function: protein binding.
CAAUGUUUGUCAACAUGGAGGAAAUUGAGCAUCGGCUGAGAAAACAGUCAUGUCCUAAGUACCACAUCGAUCGAAGCGAGAUUUCGAGACACACAAAGGUUUUGUAAACUCACACGAGUUAAUUAGUCCAUGGAGUUUUACGUGGAGUACUACAGCCCCGAAGGAAACUGGGAAAAUGGCAAAACGAAACUAUCUGUCCCUGCUCUAAAUACCACAACCAUUGAAGAUGUGAAAUAUAUGUUACAAGUGCGUAUUCAGGUGCCGGUGUGCGACCAGCGAUUGUUCUAUCAAGGAAGAGCACUGACAGACGAUCGAAUGACUCUCAGUCGACUGUAUUUUCGGGAAGGUGACACUUUACACCUGCAAUUCACUGCUGUGGCAGAUAUACAAGGAAUGAUUGAACUUCUGGAUGUACUGAAGAAAUGUGCUCGAGAAAUCGAGGAAAAGCCGGGAAACAAGCUUCCUGAUCUCAAUGAAGAUUCUCCUGACGUGUGGCAGUUUUAUGACCGGCUCCUUUACACUGUAGAAGAACUUGGUUCAUUUUUCUUUCCAUGGAAAUGUCCACGAACUGUUGCUCAAAGGCAUUUCUUCGUUCAGGAGCGAGGAUUUGACGCAUUCUUGGAAGUGUUUAAAUUUUCCAGGCAGCUUUUCUUGACCGAACAACAAGAGAGGGACCUAAUUUUAAAUGAAAAUUUGCAAGAAGCAGCCACACCUCAAUUUCCACUCGAAUGCCUCUUUAAUCAGAGACAACUUUUUCUCCAAAUGUGUUGUCUCUGCUCUUUGUGGAAUUUUGGUGAGACAAUUGAAGAUCGCAGGUUUCUUUUGUCAAAGGAUAUUUUCCCCCUAAGUGUUGAUGCUCUUUUACUUCAAACUGUUCCCCUCAAGGAAACUAGCCAUAUUGACAUGUCCAGCAUGGUGGUUAAUGUAAAUGAAACUGCAAUUGGGUGCUUUGCAGGAUUGGUAGAGUGUGAUUCCAACAUUCAAGAGAAAGUGUCUAAUAUGCCAGCUGUGGUUAACAAGCUACUUUUUAUGAUAGACAGAUAUCAAUCAGAGCCUGCUGGAUAUUCACUGUUUUCAAGUCAGGUUGCUUCCAAUGCAUUGUUUUACUGCACAUUUAAUGUCAAAUCUGCCCAGUCUUUGGUAAAUUGUGGAGCAGUGGAAAAACUGCUUCAUAUUACAAAAGCGUUUCUUAAUGAUAAAGAUGGCAAUACACCUUUAAGGUAUUACUGUUGUCUCUCCUUGGCAAGAAUGUGCUCAGCUCCUCUAGUCAAGCUGGAUAUAGAUACUUGUAAGGCUAUACAUGAACUUAUUGAUCUGUUCCUAGACAGUCAUGUUCCUAAUGAAAUCUCAGAAUGGGAGGAGAAAAGUUCUUAUGUGUGGAUGACAAUGGUGCCACUAGUUCAUCUGGCUUUUGCUGGAAGGAUUGAGAAUAACAGGCAAAGAUCUUCAUCAACACAAAAACUUGGAAUCUUCUCCCUAGUGCACAUGUUGUCAAUUGAGGAGAAUCAGCAAUUGGCACUUUCAGAGAAUCUCUUUCCCUACCUGGUUUGCUUGUCUUGGCAUCUACCGUGUGAUGGGAAGGAAAAACUAAGGACAGUUCUCGCAAACAAUGUUUUCACACCUCCUUCUUUGAAAGUUGCAGCCAAAUCUGUGCUCGCUCUCACGAGAGGUUUAGACAUGGUGUUCAAUUUGUAGAUGGUUAAGUUGCAAACUGACGUACAGACUUGGAAGGAAACAGAAGAAAAUAGAAAGGAAGUGUUGCUCUCAUCAAAAACAUCUCCCGCUGACACUGUUAAAGUGAAUGAUUCCCAAAGUAGUUUCAAAUCUCUUUUAACAAAAACUCGUGCAGCUGAAGGUCAGCUUGUGGUACAAAAUGUUGUCUUGAUUUUCUCAAGCACCGCAUACAAUGCAUCUGGAACUAAUCAAAUUUGUAGACAGUUAAGUAGCAAACUGAUAAGAAGACUUGUAAGGAAACAGAAGGAAACUGAAAGAAAGUGUUGCUGUUAUUAAAAUCAUAGUCAUGACGACCAAUUACGCUGAAUGAAAGUUAAUGGAAAUUUUUAGGUAAAAACAAGUAAACUGCCCGAAGUGUGGACAAACACGGUAAUGCUAGGUCAUGGUUGGUUUUAAUUUUGCUUCUGAUUGGUGGAGGGGGCAAGGAGACUUCGGGAGACCAAUCACAAAGAGAAGUAAAGCAAUAACCGAUGUAGUCCUUUUCUAAACUUAAUUGUAUAUUCGAAUUCUCAAGCCAGAGUUUUCGUUCGACAAUAUUCCUUGUAAAAGGCACCUUAGGGGGUGGUGUAAAUAAGCGGAUAAGCGAUAAUGCGCGUUUUGUUCUCCCCACAUCUGUAAUGAUUUUCAAAUUGAGAAUAAAGCGCACAGGAAAUCAGCCGAGAAACCUCUGCAUUACACGGAAUUUUGUUUCACACAUUAUAGUACAAAAACCAUUUCUCGAUUCGCUCUGUUGUUCCACAGUGCAAUAUACACAUAUGUAAAAUUU